Molecule: messenger RNA, 629 nt
Organism: Moneuplotes crassus
Lineage: Eukaryota; Ciliophora; Spirotrichea; Euplotida; Euplotidae
Source: the annotation of a GenBank genome assembly
UUGGAUGUGGAGGGGUUAAUGGAAUUUUGGAAUUUUAUAGGAAAAUGUUAGGUUUUGAUGGAUUUUAGUAAUUUUAGAGGUUUAAAUGGGUGUAAUUUUUUAAUAUUUUUAAUUUUUUGGUAACUCAUUAGAAAAGUUGUAAAAAAUUUUGGAUGAAAUUCUCUCCUUCAACUUUCUUCAGGGAAGCCUUUAAAGAAACAUAAUUAUGUAACUUAGUUUUUAUCACAUUGGCACAUUCAGGCAUAAAGUUGAGGUUAAUAAUCCUUCCGAAAUUUAAUUUAGGAUGGGGUAUAGGAACCUUGUUUUUCCGAAAUUUUUGCCUUAUAAUACAAAAGAUGGUUUAUUCUCAAAUUACUAAGUAUAGAAAUCAUAAGCUUUCUAAAUGAACUGAAUGCUCUCUUGAUAUUUUCUCAAAGGACGAACUUUGAGUUGCCUAGUCUUUAGAAUAUCUUGUCACUUAAUUAGCAUACUUCUAAAAUUUCCGAACUGUUUGAACGAUUGGGGAUACUUGAAAUCUCCCAAUUUAUCAGGUAAUGGCUCACUCUUUUAUCAUACUUAAGCCCUACAAAAUUUGCUUCUAAAUUUUUUUAGAAGAGUCUAUAUCAUAAAAAUUCUGAAUUAUUGUUAAA